GGUGGCAGCGGCGGCGGCGGCGGCUGCCGCGACGGUGGCGACGGCCGCAGGGACUCGGAGCUGAGAGGAGCUGCUGCUCGGACCAGCGCGGUUAUAUUUCACACUAUGUGCUGACUGUAUCUACAGAAGAUAUUUAAAAAAAAGAUAAACUUUUUUCCAAGAUUUUGAUUCCAGUGGAAUCUUUGCUUUAGAUUUUUUUUUUGUGUGUGUGUGUGCGUGUUAGUGAAUUGUAACUCCAGAAGCAAUGCCUGUACAAGCUCCACAAUGGACGGAUUUCCUUUCCUGCCCAAUUUGCACUCAGACUUUCGACGAAACAAUUCGAAAGCCCAUCAGUUUGGGCUGUGGCCAUACUGUCUGCAAAAUGUGCCUGAAUAAACUCCACCGUAAGGCUUGCCCAUUUGACCAGACCACUAUCAACACGGACAUUGAGCUUCUUCCUGUGAACUCAGCAUUACUGCAGCUAGUGGGGGCUCAGAUCCCUGAGCAACAGCCCAUUACUUUGUGUAGUGGGGUUGAAGAUACAAAGCAUUAUGAGGAAGCCAAGAAAUGUGUAGAAGAAUUAGCAUUGUACCUGAAACCACUCAGCAGUGCGAGAGGUGUGGGUCUGAACAGCACUACUCAGAGUGUUCUGAGUCGCCCAAUGCAAAGGAAACUUGUGACUCUGGUUCAUUGCCAGCUAGUGGAAGAAGAAGGCAGGAUCCGUGCUAUGAGGGCUGCUCGAUCUCUAGGUGAACGCACAGUUACAGAGCUCAUUCUCCAGCACCAGAAUCCUCAGCAACUCUCUUCUAAUCUCUGGGCAGCAGUCAGAGCUAGGGGCUGCCAAUUCCUUGGACCAGCAAUGCAGGAGGAAGCUCUGAAGCUGGUCUUGCUGGCCUUGGAAGAUGGUUCUGCAUUGUCACGGAAAGUGUUGGUUCUCUUUGUGGUGCAAAGACUGGAGCCACGUUUUCCUCAAGCCUCUAAAACCAGCAUUGGGCAUGUUGUUCAGCUCCUCUAUAGAGCCUCCUGCUUCAAGGUCACCAAACGUGAUGAAGACUCUUCUUUGAUGCAGCUGAAAGAAGAAUUUAGGACUUAUGAAGCUCUGAGACGAGAACAUGACUCCCAGAUAGUGCAAAUUGCUAUGGAAGCUGGCUUAAGGAUUGCACCAGACCAGUGGUCCUCUUUGCUUUAUGGGGACCAGUCUCACAAAUCUCAUAUGCAGUCUAUUAUUGAUAAGUUGCAGACCCCUGCCUCUUUUGCACAGAGUGUUCAGGAACUAACAAUUGCUCUCCAGCGGACUGGAGACCCAGCGAAUUUGAACCGACUAAGACCCCAUUUGGAGCUACUAGCCAACAUUGACCCUAGUCCAGAUGCUCCUCCUCCAACAUGGGAACAGCUAGAAAAUGGACUGGUUGCUGUACGUACAGUAGUCCAUGGACUGGUUGAUUAUAUCCAGAACCACAGCAAAAAAGGAGCAGAUCAACAACAGCCUCCACAGCAUAGCAAAUACAAAACAUACAUGUGCCGAGAUAUGAAGCAAAGGGGAGGAUGCCCUCGUGGUGCCAGCUGCACGUUCGCACAUUCACAGGAAGAACUGGAAAAAUUUCGUAAAAUGAACAAACGUCUGGUCCCCAGAAGACCCUUGAGUGCCUCUUUGGGUCAGCUUAAUGAGGUGGGCCUGCCUUCAGCACCUGGACUUCCCGAUGAGAGUGCCGUGGAUUUGUCCAGCAGAAAACCUCCUGCACUCCCAAAUGGAAUUGUAUCAUCAGGGAGCACAGUGACACAACUGAUUCCACGUGGGACAGACCCCAGCUUUGAUUCUUCUCUGAAACCAGUAAAGCUAGACCACCUGAGCAGCAGUGCUCCAGGGUCUCCUCCUGACCUGCUGGAAUCUGCCCCUAAGAGUAUUUCUGCCUUACCUGUGAAUCCACAUCCUGUACCUCCAAGGGGACCAGCAGAUCUGCCUCCCAUGCCUGUCACCAAACCAAUUCAGAUGGUACCUCGAGGCUCUCAGCUAUAUCCAGCACAAGCAGAUGUUUAUUAUCAGGAUCCUCGAGGAAGUGCCCCAGCUUUUGAGACAGCACCUUAUCAGCAGGGUAUGUACUAUACUCCACCGCCAUGUGUGUCCCGCUUUGUCCGACCUCCACCAUCUGCUCCUGAACCUGGUCCUGCAUACUUGGACCAUUAUUCACCCUACCUCCAAGAUCGUGUCAUAAGCUCUCAGUAUGGCACACAGCCACAACAGUACCCACCGAUGUACCCACCUCACUACGAUGGCCGCCGUGUAUACCCUGCUCAGUCUUAUACAAGAGAGGAGAUGUUCCGGGAAAGCCCUAUACCCAUUGACAUUCCAUCUGCAGCAGUGCCAUCCUAUGUACCUGAGUCCAGAGAGCGAUACCAACAGGUAGAGGGUUACUACCCAGUGGCUCCUCAUCCAGCUCAGAUCAGACCUUCAUACCCCAGGGAUCCUCCUUAUAGUCGGCUUCCUCCUCCCCAACCCCAUCCCAGUCUGGAUGAGCUGCAUCGAAGGCGGAAGGAAAUAAUGGCCCAGCUAGAGGAAAGAAAAGUCAUCUCUCCGCCUCCUUUUGCACCUUCACCAACACUUCCUCCUGCAUUCCAUCAAGAGGAAUUUUUGGAUGAAGACUUGAAAGUAGCCGGAAAAUACAAAGCAAAUGAUUAUAGUCAAUAUUCUCCUUGGUCAUGUGAUACCAUCGGCUCCUACAUUGGAACCAAAGAUGCAAAACCCAAAGAUGUUGUGGCAGCAGGGAGUGUGGAAAUGAUGAAUGUAGAAAGUAAAGGAAUGAGAGACCAGAGGUUGGAUCUUCAGAGAAGAGCAGUGGAAACUAGUGAUGAUGACCUCAUCCCAUUUGGAGACCGACCAACAGUAUCUCGAUUUGGUGCCAUCUCUCGAACAUCCAAAACACUGUAUCAGGGUGCUGGCCCAAUGCAAGCUAUAGCACCUCAGGGAGCACCCACAAAAUCUAUUAACAUAUCUGAAUACAGUGCAUACGGAACUCACGGUGGCUGGGGAGAUUCUCCAUACUCAGCUCAUGCAAACAUACCUCCUCAGGGACACUUCAUGGAGAGGGAGAAAAUGUCCAUGGCAGAAAUGGCCAGCCAUGGAAAACCCCUUCUGUCUGCUGAAAGAGAACAGUUACGGCUAGAAUUGCAGCAGCUGAACCAUCAGAUCAGCCAGCAGACCCAGCUGCGUGGACUAGAGGCUGUUAGCAACCGGCUGGUGUUACAGAGGGAAGUGAACACCCUGGCAAGCCAGCCCCAGCCCCCUCCGCUGCCUCCAAAGUGGCCUGGAAUGAUCUCAAGUGAGCAGCUAAGCUUGGAACUGCAUCAGGUGGAAAGGGAAAUUGGAAAGAGGACGCGGGAAUUGAGUAUGGAGAACCAGUGUUCUGUAGACAUCAAAAGCAAACUGGGUACAAGUAAGCAAGCAGAAAAUGGACGGCCAGAGCCACAGAGCAAGGCCCCCCCUGAGGACCUUCCAUUGACAUUCAGUGAUGUACCAAAUGGAUCAGCCUUGACACAAGAGAAUCUCAGCCUCCUAUCAAACAAGACCAGCUCUUUGAACCUGUCAGAAGACCCUGAGGGAGGAGGAGAUAACAAUGAUUCCCAGAGAUCAGGAGUUGUUUCCAGUUCUGCUCCCUAGAAUAUGGGCACCUGCUUCUACCUUCUGCCUCUAAUUAUUUCACGGGGCAUAGGGAUAGAAAAAUGGAUAACUUCUAAACUUUUUCUCUGAGUGGUCAGUGAAGUCCAGGAAAAGCACCGGAGGCAAUGUGCACAAACACCACUACUAAACAAACCUGCACAUAGUUCACAUUGAUGCAUUUUUUUUAAUUUUAAGAAAAAGAAAAUUAGCAGUAUCUGCAAGCAAUUCAGAUUAAAUUUGUUUUUGUUCUGUGAAUGAACUUUAUUUUAAUAACUUUGGACGCCUUGGAUCCGGGGCUUUAAAAAAAAAAAAGAAGAUAUUAUAUAUAAACUCUGUUUGAUUAAUUGUAUGAUCUUAAUGAAGUAGGUUUUUCUUGUAUUUUGGUAUUAUUACAUACCCAGUGUAUAAUUCCUUUUCCCAGUCCUUUCCAACUCUCAUAACCCUGUAAACUAAAAUAGACAAAAUGCACUGUUUCCAAGAAUUCUGUGGUAAUAGAUUGGGUUAUUAGAAACUGUGCAGCAAACUAAUUUUAUUAGCACUAUUCUUUAACCCCACUCCCCACCCCAGCCCUGUUUCUGGAUCACUAGCUUUAUGGAUACAUGUGUGUUUUUUACAACAUUCAAGCUUUUAGUGGGUAAGGUUUUAGUUUCAACUUUUCAGAGAUGUCAACAUGCAGUUGAUUGUUUGAGCCACAUUUCUGUGUUAAGGAUUCCUGGCAUUCUCUCCAUAAAAUCUGAAAGCCUAUUUGGUGUUUACAAUGUUUAGUUAGAUUUAAAUGAAGAUUAUUUUACUUUAAGAAUGAAUUCUAAAUUGGACAUAAUGGCUCAUUCCUGUAAUCCCUGGAUUUAAGAUGUUGAGGCAGGAGAAAACCAGAAUAAGAAGAAAAGAAAUGAGCUUCAACUUGUUCAUAGUGAAAAUAGGCGAUUCCAGUUCUCCUAUGUUGAGCUCAUGUUAGAAAAUUCAAGCUGUGCUUACAAAUUAAACUUCUCUUGAAACCCUAGAAGGGAAAAACCAGGACAGCGAACCAUAUUCUAAAACUUGGAGAUGGCUCAGCAGAAGAGAGAGCACUGGCUACGUUCCCAGGUUCUUCCCAGCACCACAAGGUGGCUCACAACUCCACUUUCAAGGGAUCUGACACCCUUUUCUGGCCCUUGUGACCAGCAGACACACAUAGGUGCAUGUGCAUACAUACAGGCAAACCACACAUAUGAAGAGAAAUUUUUAAUUAAAAUAAAACUUAACAUUUGAUGUGAACUUCAGUAAACAAGGACACAUUAUUUCAGUGGAAUUCUUGUUUUCCUUUCAAAAGCGUAAAAGAUUUGGCAGAAACUGAGUCUUCAGGAUAGUUCAUGCUUUGAUCACUUGUCAGUACUCAGAAUUAUUAACAUAACUAUAAAUAACUUGAAGUAGUUUUUUAUAGACCUGGCUUUCUGACAUUAAAAAUGUUUAUGAAAAUGUUGAAGAGUGAGGAAGAAUUUGUAUUUAGUUCUGCUGCACAUAUUCUAAUGCUACCACUGUAUGCUUAAUUUACUAAGCCCCUCUAAAAUGAGUUCAGCAGGGCACCAUUUCGUAGAACCACUCCAUCCCUCUGAUUGCCUGAUGUCAGUUUCCCUUUCUAGAUGAUACUUCUAAACAAGAAAGCACUGGUUAUGUAAUAAGUUACUGCAUUGCUUUGGUUGGGUAAAAGCAAAAGUUUAUAUUUUUCUUAUUUCUAAUAUUCUUAACCCUUAACUCUUGCUGAGGUCAGAGUCACCUCAGUCUAAGCUCUGUGUCCAUCAUCUUGUUAACUGAAACAAGUGGGUGGGGGUGGGAUAGGAAUGGGAUAGGGUGGGAAGGGAAAAUAGUCCUGCCAUUGCCUACCAGUAGGAAAUCCAAACAGAACACUCAUUUGAGUAGCGAUUAUUUAAUUUGCCCAGUCAAGGCACCGUGUUUAUAUACUAUUUCACAUUGAAUUUGAUUAUGCCCUACAGACCUGGCUGGUCAAGGAUUUGAUAUACACAUAUUGGCUUGGGAUUCGAGCUUUCUUUUUUAUUUAAAUAAAAAUUUAUAUAUAUAUUAUAUAUAUACAUAUAUACAUGGCUAUAUCUGUAUAUAUAUUGGGUAUGUUUUAAAGAUUUCUUGGCAUGAGCGCAGCUGUUGCAUUAAGAUGACUGAUUGGGAGGUAGAGGCACCGAAUGACGGUGAGGCAUUUCUCAGUUGAUGCAUACAUUUUCCUUUUAAUUUUAAAUACACAUUUGUACAUUUGCUUUUUUGGGCCUUUUUUUUUUUUAAGAUAAAAUGUCUCUUACAUUUAUACUUUACUCAUUAUUUAUUGAGAUAAGGAGAGAAAUGUUAUGUCUGACAGGAUUUUUCUUUUUCUGCAUAUCUAUAAAACGCCACAUUAUUGGCCUCUUGCCUUCAGUAAACAGAUUUGGUGGAUCAUAUCUCCUUUGGACAUUUCAAGAUAAUUCCUAAUUCUUAGGAGCAGAUGGGUUGUUGUUGUUGUUGUUGUUGUUGUUGUUGUUGUUGUUGUUACUGUAGUUGUUGUUUUUAAAAUUGGAAUAACUAGGGGGAAAUCUGCAUAAUGGUUUUCUUGGAGUUAAGAAUAAAAGUAAAUUUCAAUUGUAGUGUGUAUGGAGCCCCAAAAUGAACUCUGCUGCGGUGCACUAGUAUCCUUUUAGGUGUACUUUUAUUUAGGGAGAAAAUAAGUCUUUUAAAUGGUAGUAUGAGUUCCCCAAGCCCCUGUCUCUAUAGCCAAUCUGGGUUGGGUAGAAAGUGAAAAACUGUGCCUACAAUUUUGCUAUUUGGUCAUUUCCCUUACCGAUUUUUAGGUGGUUUUGGGGGCGGGGAGGCAGUAUUGUUUGUACCCACUGGCAGGGUUAGGGAUUCAAUAAAAACUCCCACAACUUUGAGGGGUUUUCUCCCUUUAACAAACUCAGUGUUGUGAGGCACCAGUGAACUGAAGCAUACCUUCAUGACUCUGAACUGCUGUGUCCAUUAAAAUAUGAAAAGCAUUGAUGUUUAUUUGUGACUUUAGAGUCUUAAAAAAUGAAAUCCAUCAAAUAGGAAGCAGAGCUUCUGCACCACUGCCUUGCCCUUUUAAGACAGUCUUAGCAUAUUGCCCACACUGGCUCUGAAUCAGGCUCCUCCUGCUUCAGCCUUGUGAGUACUAGAACUUGAGCUGUACCCACCAUGCUCACCGUGAUCAGCAGUGCUUUUCACUUAAAUGGUUUCUUCUGAAGAUAAUUAUUUUUUACUGUAUCCAAGAGCAAGAAUCGUCUCAGAUGACACAGACAAUUCUGGAAGGGUUACGCGGCAUUAUAUUCAUACUCGUUCAGAAACAAAGCAGUGUGUUAACUGUAGUGAAUAAAAAAGUACUUUGGCUCAUUCUGUUUUCAGUGAGUCUCUGGAAAAUGAUAAAAGAACUGAGAUGGAAUAUCUAGACUCAGUCUCCUAUUUAUACUCGGAGUCUAAAUAUGACCAAAGAACCAUUCCUUACUACUUUUCUAGUUAAACAGAACUUGUACCAUAUGUUUCUAGUAGUGACAUUCUAAUGACAUCAAUGUUCAAGACACUAUUAUUAGUAAUUACAAAUAUUCAACUACUCAGAAUGUAUAAGAACUUGUUUGGCACGUACGGCAUUAAUGUGGGUCAUUCCUUCUCUCAUCUUCCUUCCCUUGUGUUUUCCCCCCAUGUAUUUAUUCUUUUGCCUAACAGCAGAAGAUGGAUACAGUUCUCACUUGCUACUUGGAUACAUGAUCGCAUCAGACUCUCAUGAGCUUCAGUGUGGGAGCUUGAAAUUUAGUUCCUAAGUUUCCCAUGCUUGUCUUUUUUCUUUACUUCCUGACCCCUUGCCAUUCUGCAGUUUCCCCUUGACUUACCCAAUCUGUAACAGUGACAGUUUGCUGCUUCUAAACAGAGCAUUCAAAUGAAUUCGCUUAGCCAAUGACUUCUGUGAAGUUGCCUUUUCUAAUGGCGUUAUUACUCAGUGAUACACAGAUGUGGUAUUUGCCCUACUGGCAGGCAAGCAAAGGUCUGGCAAAGAAUGAUAACCUGCUAUUUCUUUAAGGAGCGCCAAAGACUUGUGCUUUACUCUGUUUUGGUUUUAGGGGAAAUAGUAGCCAUUUUGAUUAUGAAAUCUGGUAGUAUUUGUAAGUUGAUUGUACUGUGUAAAUGUCUAAAGUUAACUGUUAAGGUUAGCUGGCCUUAUAAAAAUGUAAAAGUAAUGAAAAUUUAUCAGUUUCUCUAAACCAUUAAAUAUCAUCCUUGACAAUAUUUGUUUAAGCAACCACUCUCCCUUUGGAGGAUCGUCUUGAUUAAUAGGAUCGUCUGUGUGUUUCUGUACUUCCACUUGUGCCUACAGGACAAUGUAUUUUCACUAUGGUCAAGUCCUGGGUCUGGAGAUUCUUUCUGAGCUUGAUGCUUGUGAGAAACAAUUAACUGUAGUUUCUUAGUACCUGUUGGGCUUAUGUUCAGGGACAGCUUAUUUUCACUAAAUGGGAUUCAUUUGCUAUUAUUUUUAUGUACAAAGGUGAUAGAAUGAAAUUUCACUAUAUUUUUCUUUUGGGCUUUUAAAGAAUCAAGUGAAGAGUUCAAUAUAUAAAAUCUUUGUGUAAAAACUGUCUGUAAUGAUUUAUUAAAAGAUACAUCCUAAUUAGUUCUCAAGAGGAAGUAAUGACCUUGCAAAUUAACUGCAGUAUUACACUCUUGCCCUAUAAAAGGUUCGAGUGUGUUACUUAAUUGUUAAUAUAUGCUUAUAGUGUUGAAAAGGGAUCUCAUUCCUGAAAGUAGAACUCAGAUAGGACCACCUCACUGAGACAACAGGCAAUCUACUACUGACACCAUUUUACCUGCAUGCUUGUUUUGCAGAAACAGCAAAGUCUACCUUGGACAACUGUGGCUUUUUUUUUUCUUCUUUAUAGCUCAACUUUUUAAAAUUUCCUGCUGAAAUAGCUUGCUGGGAGUUUUUGGUAAAUUGUGCUAACAUUUUUUUUUUUAACAUUCUUAAUCAGCUUUUCUGAGCCACUUCAAAGAGCUGAUUUUGUUUUGUUUGGCUUUUUCAAAAGAUAUGGGAAAUAACAUUAUUUGAAAUUUUAAGAUUCUAUUUCUGUAAUUGCUAAAGGUGUUUUCAUAAGUAACAUUUUAAUUGAUUAGCAAUUCCAGUUACAUUAAUAAAAAAAUAGGAAGCUGCCACCCCCAGGAGCAAGUGACACCUUCUAAUAAGUGUUCUCAGGAGGUAGGUUUCAGUACUACACUGAAUAAGUGGGUAAAGAGCCCUUGGAAUCCCAUUGUGAUAAAGGGACUUCUCUUAGCACUGGAAUUGUUCUUAGAGCCUCUGGAUUUCAGGCAAACACUGAAUUUCCCUGAACUUAACCUUGAGCAAAAUAACCUUCAUUUUCACAAGAAAGUAAGGCAUUGUAACCCAAGGUGGAAAACUUAAACUUUAAGACAAUACUGUGUCAGAAAAAUGUGUAUUUAGAAAAGUAAAUCCUGUGGAGUUUGUUGUCCUAAUGUAUAUUAUAUAGUAGAUAAGGUGACUGGCUUUUUGUUUUGUUUUGUUUUUUUUUUGUUUGUUUGUUUUCUUUUUUGGUAUUGAAGACUCAUUCUGGUUAGUUCUUCAUUUGGUUUUGUGUUUUGACUUUUAAUGCUCCAUAUGUGUAGACAGAGCUCACAAGUCUUUGGCUCCCGUGUUAGGUUGUACACUCAGAGUCAUCUUAGAACUGGAAACUGUCAGGUGGUCCCAGCUCCAGUGAGCACAGGAAAGGUCAAGGAAAGGAUGCAAGACUGGGUGGAUAGUGCUCUGGGGUUUGGGUGUGGUUUUGGCCUCCUUUUGAAAAUUGUCAUUUUUAUAAUUUAUUGUUGUAGCCUCUUUCUAUUCGUUGGCUAGAAUUUCACAGUGAUAUCCGAACCUCCCCAUGACGUUUUAUUAUUUUAUUUCUCUACUUACAAGCCUUUAAAGCUAUGUUUCCUGUUUAGCUAAGACAGUCCUAGAUGUUUUUUCCUAACUUUUCACUUAUCCUCUCUUAUCCUUUGUUUUCCCACCUUCUGGAUGUAAAAGGAAAAAAACCGUCACUGGUCUUAGGCCUCGGUACCUCAGUAAUGAGUCUGACUUUCCACGAGUGAUGCAGAAAGUGAACGAAGGUAAAGAGCAGACUUUUCACCCCCCUAAAGGCUCUCCAGUUGUGAGGUUCCUCUUCGUGUGUGGUCUCGUCCCUUUUCCCUCAACCCGCCCCUGCCUAUGGACAAUUGGUCUCAAGGCUCACACCAGUCUCCUGAGACAGUCUGCACUCAUUAUCACCUUUUUGGGUGGAAUUUUCUUAGUUUUUUCAUUUUGUUUUUAAAAAAUAACUUUAACAUUGAUUCAUAUUUGCUUGGGAUAGAGCUUAUGUAAUUUACCAAUCGUAUUGAUUGUAUGUGAUUGUGCCCUGCAGAGGUAUACUUAACAUAAGUAAUCUUAAGUUAGUAAAGGAGCCAUGAGAUUUGAGUCAGAAUAGAGAUGGCUUUAUGGGUAGUGUGAACCCUUCUCAGAAUCAGCUACAGAAGACAACCGUUUUAAAAGGUUUCCUACAUUCCUGUAUCUCCCUUGCCUCAGCUCCCUAUUGUUUUCUGAUGUUUUCUACCCACCUGCUCACAAGGUUUUUUAAAUUGAGCCUUAAAAUGACCGCUGACUUUUAACUGAAUGAAUUUUGUGAAAUUUUACAUUUUCCAAAUGCUUCCAAUUGAGGACAAAUGAUGGGCUGGACUUUGCCAGCCUGUGACCAACUCUUUACUGUCUGGCUGGCAGUGAGAUUUUUAUUUGGAGGCAUUAUCUUCUGAAAGUUGUUUUUGUACAGGGAAAAAAAAACCUUGCUUGAAAUGGAACAUUCCCUUUCUUGUUUGAUCUGUUUAGUGUGUCCAUUUUUAAACAGCCUUCAAAACAAAUGAGGUGGGAAAAAAAAGAACUAGGAGUGUGUUUAGGGCUACCGAACUCUGGGUCGGAAUGAGUACAUGUACCACUUGUUGCAUAUUCUUGAGAAGAUUAAGGCCUUCUCUCUUAAUUUUGUAUUAUUUGUGUGCAUGUUGUUUAUAUUAAAGAUGGCACAUUUUGUUAAAAUGCUAUUUCCUUUAUUACCUUGGAAACUGACUCAGCCUCUUGUUGCUCCUAAUUAGGGUUUAAGGCUCUUGUAAGUUGCAGAUAAAAGGAUUCAUUUUAACAAAUAGAAGGAGGUGAUUCACCUUUUGGAUUGUAAAUAUAUGAAAGUAUCUAAAGGUCUUUAUCUGCUUUCUGUCAGCAUUUAUAUUAAAUGAUAAAUUAAUGAGGA
Molecule: messenger RNA, 10914 nt
Organism: Apodemus sylvaticus (European woodmouse)
Lineage: Eukaryota; Metazoa; Chordata; Mammalia; Rodentia; Muridae
Gene: Rc3h1
Product: ring finger and CCCH-type domains 1
Exons: 20
Coding region: 245-3634 (1129 amino acids)
Molecular function (GO): metal ion binding
Source: RefSeq, a predicted model, not a curated record